Messenger RNA from Eucalyptus grandis, 2044 nucleotides. Its product is annotated as probable protein phosphatase 2C 41. The transcript has 6 exons. Gene Ontology annotation, molecular function: protein serine/threonine phosphatase activity. The coding region runs from base 248 to 1378 and encodes 376 amino acids. NCBI's taxonomy places the organism in Eukaryota, Viridiplantae, Streptophyta, Magnoliopsida, Myrtales, Myrtaceae. Gene Ontology annotation, biological process: protein dephosphorylation. The record is from RefSeq and is a predicted model, not a curated record.
UAUGUUCGGCCUACGUACGCUUGAAAAAGGAGAGAGAGGUCGGCAAUGGAGGAGUGCAAGUGAGACGUACUCCUCCUCCUCCUCCUCCUUCCUUCCUUCUCCAAGCAACGCGAGCGCGAUCUUAUCAUCCUCUCGCGAUCUUCUGCACUGCUCCGUAGCCUGAUCGAUCCUCCUUCGCGCCGGACGUAGGGAGGGAGGGAGCGAGCGAGCGAGCGAGCGAGGAAGCGAGAGAUUCUGAUCAGGGGCUAUGGUUCUGUUACCGACUUUCCUUGAUGGACUUGCGAAAACCAUAUCAAGUAGGAAAGGAAAAAGUUGUCCAUGCGAUGUUGGAAGGGAAGCCGCAAAUACCCUGGCCAAGGAAGCAAGGAGGAAUGAGUCGAUCUUGAGUUCGACGGCUGCUGUUAAGAUCAGCAAGUCUAGUAGACUUGCCUCAGCAUGCUCCAAAAGAGGACGCAAAGGAGUAAAUCAGGAUUGCUUUAUACUCUGGGAGGAGUUUGGUUGUCAAGAGGACAUGACCUUUUGUGGAGUUUUUGAUGGUCAUGGUCCUUGGGGCCAUGCUGUGGCAAAGCGGGUCAGGGAGCUGUUGCCUUCUUUUUUGCUGUGUAAAUGGCAAGAAGCUCUCGGUGUAGGAUCAUCCCAAGAUUGGAAUUUUGAAAUGGAAUUUGAUGCAAACCUUCAGCACUUUGACAUAUGGAAGCAAUCCUUCCUGAAAACAUAUGCUGCCGUUGACCAGGAGCUGAAGCUGCAUAGGAGUAUCGAUACUUUCUGUAGCGGGACUACAGCUUCGACCAUUGUUAAACAGGGUGAAAAUCUUCUUAUAGCAAAUAUUGGUGAUUCUCGGGCUGUUCUGGCUACUACUGAUGAUGAUGGCAGUUUAGUUCCUCUUCAGCUAACCAUCGAUUUUAAGCCCAACUUACCUCAGGAAGCUGAGCGAAUAAAGCAGUCAAAAGGGAGGGUGUUCUGUUCGCACGAUGAGCCAGGGCUGUACAGGGUCUGGAUGCCAAAUGAUGAGACGCUGGGAUUAGCAGUUUCCAGAGCCUUCGGUGACUACUGCUUGAAGGACUUUGGACUUAUCUCGGUGCCAUAUGUGACACAACGAAAGAUAACCAGCCGCGACCAAUUUGUCAUCUUGGCUACCGAUGGAGUGUGGGACGUCAUAUCCAACCACGAAGCCAUUCAAAUCGUGUCAUCGGCACCCGAUAGGGAGAACUCAGCUAAGUUGCUGGUGGAGUGUGCCGCUCGAGCGUGGAAGCUCAAGAGGCGUGGCUUCGCGAGGGAUGACAUCUCGGCUCUCUGCCUAUUCCUUCACACCACGGAGACCAACCGGUUCGACCCCCCUUUGAAGGCUCUGACAAAGAGUACUUGGCGUCAAAACUGAGAAGCACCGCGGGGUGUACGGUUGAAUUCCCAUCCAUGCCGCCGCCCUUUUAGCUGACUCGAAGUCGUCGCUGUACAUACGAAAGAUAGUUCUUACGUUUCUAACCACGGAUCCUAUAAAAAGGAAAUGACGUUAUGUUGCAAUCGCGUGUAGUUUGCCCCAAAGAUGAACGCGAAAAAGCUCUUCAUCUACCUCUUCCUCUUCAAUUUCAAUAAUCGAAUUAGAUCUCGCGAUUCCGGCGGAUAAAAUCAGCCUCAAAUAACUCAAGGCGGUCGUGAAAAGCAUUGUUUUAAUCAAGCAUCCUCAGGAUAAUCAGCUUUUUGGGGGAGUAUAUGGAAAGUUGGAGCAGAGAGAAAUAGAGCAGGAGCGAAAGUCCCACAUGGGAAUUUCAUAAAGCAUUUUGGCUGGUUAUAAUCCGUUUCACCCAUGAAGCAAAAGUCAACUCGUCCUGUCAGGGGUGAAAGGCGACUCGUCAACGAUCGGUCAGAGACGGCGGGUUGUGCCGACACCUACUACAAACGAACACACCCUCCUUCGCGGCCGCGGAGGAAAAUAUUGCAACGCCCGGGCGAAGCGAAGGAAAUCUAGUCAAUCCUAGUCCCGGAAGUAUCCUCGGGAUGAUCAGCUUUUUGGGGAGUAUAUGGAAUGUUAGAGCAGAGAGAAACA